AUGUCCUGUCUAACGAGCAUUCUGCAGCUGCUGCAAUUUCUGACAACGCUUUCGGGUUGCAAUAUUUACAGAUAUGUCGAAGGCAAGCAGAUAUUCAGACUGAGCCCGAAGAUUAAUUCCCUGGUGGGGGCCAUGCACAGAUUCUGGCUGAGACCCUGGCUGGUGGUGACAUUUCUGAUGCACUUAAUCUUCUGGAUGGUGGAGUUCCUCAACGGAAUGGCAGACCCCACGCCCGGAAGCGAACGGCCCCUACAUCUUAUCUACACAGUGGGACUGACCAUCGCCUCCACCCAGAAUUUUUGCAUCAGCAUUGGAAUCGCCUAUCAUUACAGGUAUCAUCGUAAUCUGAUGCGACAGGUGCUUAACGGGUUCGCGAGUAUCUAUUUUAGCUACGAGAAAAUUUGUGGACGGGCUCCGAAAAUAAACUGGUGGUUUUUCGGUAUUCAAACUUACAGAGUGCUUAUCGCUUCCUUUGUGCAUCAAAAAACAUCGAUUCUAGCUUUCGGAACAGGAUCCCAGAUGAACAUAGUUCUGCGUGUAUUUGGAUUGCUAUUCGUUUGCAUUCAACCCUUUCUAUUGUCCAUGGUCGUCCAUUUGGGCAUCUUGGUUCUAUAUGCCUGCUACGACAUCCAGAUAAACCCAAUGCAAAGUCGAAAGUCAUUAAAGCUCAAUGUUUUCCACCGAAAACUGAUCAGACUUAGGCACAAAUUCGAUUGUCUGGCGCGGCCCUUUGUGUGGACGGUUUUGCUGGAGAAUUUCCUACUAUUUAUAGGGAACUUUCAUUUGGUCCUGUACGAUCAGCAGUCAGUUAAACAUCUUGGCCAAAGCCUUUUCGGCACCUUCAUUUUUCCGAUUGUCCUUUUACAUGUGAAUGUGGCCAUUAAGACCGCCGAGAAAACGUUCGGCCAAUUUAAGGCCAACUUUAGGCCACAGAGACAAACACAAUUGCUUUGGCUUUACAGGCAAAUAAUGGAAACUACAGCUGAUAGAAAUAAUGUCUUUCGCCUGGAUCGGGGACUUAUUUUGGAAAUGCUUCGACUAGGAUGGGUAUUUGCCAUGUUUGCGAAUAGCUUGUUGCUCAACAGCACAGCCAAGCUGAGGCAUUUUGAGGCUGUUAAGUAUAAGAAAUUUAUUUAGUCCGAGAUCCUGUGUUUAUAGCCGAAGAAAUCCUUUAAACUCUUAAUGACAUUUUUUUGAUAUUAAAUAUUUUGAAACACCUA
Drosophila elegans is the source of this 1220-nucleotide messenger RNA. RefSeq lists its product as uncharacterized. The coding region runs from base 1 to 1137 and encodes 378 amino acids. Lineage: Eukaryota; Metazoa; Arthropoda; Insecta; Diptera; Drosophilidae. The transcript is spliced from 3 exons. The record is from RefSeq and is a predicted model, not a curated record.